Molecule: messenger RNA, 1213 nt
Organism: Mycotypha africana
Lineage: Eukaryota; Fungi; Mucoromycota; Mucoromycetes; Mucorales; Mycotyphaceae
Product: glucosamine-6-phosphate isomerase
Exons: 6
Coding region: 109-1089 (326 amino acids)
Biological process (GO): N-acetylglucosamine catabolic process; D-glucosamine catabolic process; N-acetylneuraminate catabolic process
Cellular component (GO): cytoplasm
Molecular function (GO): glucosamine-6-phosphate deaminase activity; identical protein binding
Source: RefSeq, a predicted model, not a curated record
UUUUUUUUUUUUUUUUGUGUGAUUUUCACUUUUUGAACCCUUUUUGCCUCUCAAAAGCCUAUUUAUCAUUAACAUAUAUAUACCUAUUGACUUUUAUUAAUACAAAACAUGCGUCUUAUUGUCCGUCAAGAUUAUGAAGAAGUGUCUAAUUACGCAGCCUAUUACGUAAAAGAGCGUAUCAAUCAAUUUAAACCAACAGCAAACAAGCCGUUUGUUUUAGGACUACCAACUGGCUCGUCGCCAAUUGGCGUCUACCAUAAGUUAGUAGAAUUUCACAAAGCAGGCGAACUAAGUUUCGAACAUGUCGUGACAUUCAAUAUGGAUGAAUAUGUUGGGCUACCACGAGAUCACCCUCAAUCGUAUCAUACAUUUAUGUGGAAUCACUUAUUCAAACAUGUUAAUAUUAAAAAAGAAAAUGUUCACAUAUUGGAUGGUAAUUCAGAAGAUCUAGACAACGAAUGUUCGAAAUUUGAAGCAGACAUUGUAAAGCUGGGAGGCAUUGAAUUAUUUUUAGGCGGUAUUGGGCCUGAUGGACAUAUUGCUUUUAAUGAGCCUGGAUCAUCACUCACUUCGAGGACAAGAGUCAAAACAUUAGCGUAUGAAACCAUUAUUGCAAAUGCACGGUUUUUUGGCGGCGACGUGUCGAAGGUACCAAAACUGGCGUUGACAGUGGGUGUAGCUACGGUAAUGGAUGCAAGAGAAGUGUGUAUAGUGAUAACGGGUGCUCAUAAAAGUUUAGCAUUAUCGAAAUGCCUUGAAGAAGGAGUGAAUCAUAUGUGGACAGUUUCGGCGUUGCAAAUGCACCCUAAAGGCUUGAUUAUUUGUGAUGAAGAUGCGACAUUAGAGCUUCAUGUAAAGACGGUACGCUAUUUCAAAUCCAUCGAACAUGUUCACCAAUCGAUUAUCGGCCCACACAAUCUAGGUUUACAAGGAAAUCUAUUAAGGAACAUGGCAGAUACGAACCAGGCUGCGAAACGACGUAGAAGACUGAUGCUACAGAGCUUACUAAAUGAUGAAGAUGACGAAGGCAGCAGUCCGUUUUCUUCAGAUGAUGAUUCCGUUCGAAAAAAACAAAGAAAAACAGCAUAGAUCGUUCUUGAUCACAACUCUCCCAUUAUCACAGCAUCCCCACAAUUUUCUUUCUAAAAAAUAAAAAAAAAAAAAUAAAAAAUAAAACUAAAGGGUCGUUCUCCGAUGACCAAAUAAACGUUCG